Molecule: messenger RNA, 327 nt
Organism: Iphiclides podalirius (scarce swallowtail)
Lineage: Eukaryota; Metazoa; Arthropoda; Insecta; Lepidoptera; Papilionidae
Source: the annotation of a GenBank genome assembly
AUGCGGCUUGUCGGCGCCGGGAGACCGAUCGAUAGUGCCGCCGCGGCUCACUCCGCGGGUCCAGUGCCGCCGCGCGCUCGUGCUCAUCCAGUGCUCGUGACCUUCUUCACCGAAUCCCUCGCAGACAGUGGGCAGACUUUGCAAACUACUCGUGGUUUCUCAUACUUAGAGACCUACUUGGGAAUCGGUCAGAUGCCGUCAGCGCCUCCCCCCUUGCCCCUCCCCCAUUCCUCCCCUCGCAUCGAGGUCAUUUGCGCAGCCGUAUCAAUGGUGUGUCACACCGUCCUGUGCAGGUUUAUAAUGUCUGAUUCUUCGCGGGGUUUCGUU